ACUUCUGACGCCGCGUCUCCCUGACUGUUGUGCACGGAAUAUCCACGAGCUAGUUCAACGAUUUCAGCAGAACAACAUCCCACUCAUCAUUGACGUCUUUCCCGCAUUUGCAGGGCCAGCUUCAACGCGACCUCAUCACUAUGGUCAAUCUACCAACAUUACCUAAUGUUUGUCGUGUUGCCGCGCACGCAGGCUAUCUGGUGUCGCGCAGAUACUUCUCACGCUUGUUUGUGGAGUGCGAUGCGUAUACUACGGCUAUAGUCAUGUGCCCUGACUGCAAACUUCAUUGGUUUGUUCAACAUCAGUGGCCGGUUGAUGCUAUCGAGAUGGUUCGCAGGCGGGCUAUUGAUAACUAACAUCGAAGGUUCAAGCCGCCGCUUUCCACGCAAAA
This is a messenger RNA of Rhodofomes roseus, 391 nucleotides long. RefSeq lists its product as uncharacterized. Lineage: Eukaryota; Fungi; Basidiomycota; Agaricomycetes; Polyporales; Fomitopsidaceae. The coding region runs from base 141 to 356 and encodes 71 amino acids. The transcript has 2 exons. The record is from RefSeq and is a predicted model, not a curated record.